Messenger RNA from Gadus morhua (Atlantic cod), 3824 nucleotides. It is a transcript of the gene evi5b, whose product is annotated as ecotropic viral integration site 5b. The coding region runs from base 136 to 2463 and encodes 775 amino acids. NCBI's taxonomy places the organism in Eukaryota, Metazoa, Chordata, Actinopteri, Gadiformes, Gadidae. The record is from RefSeq and is a predicted model, not a curated record. Gene Ontology annotation, biological process: regulation of GTPase activity. Gene Ontology annotation, molecular function: GTPase activator activity; small GTPase binding. The transcript is spliced from 18 exons.
GGAAGGCCUUUGUACCCUACAGAGUAGAUAAGACACACAGACGAGAGUAACAAGGGAUCCCUGCCGUGUUCAUGUCUUUUAAAAUCUGUUAAUUCUUGAGGAAUUCCUACAAAGCAACUUGAACAUGAACACACCAUGAGUCUCUCUUGGUUGCUGGAGACGGACCACAAGGUCCUGCGCUCGGUCAACGGCUCGCGGAGGAACAGCGGCUCGUCGCUGGUGUCCAGCUCCUCAGCCUCCUCCAACCUGUCCCACCUGGAGGAGGACACCUGGAUCCUCUGGGGGCGCAUCGUCAACGAGUGGGAGGAGGUGCGCAAGAAGAAGGACAAGCAGCUCCGGGACAUGGUGAGGAAGGGCAUCCCGCACCACUUCAGGGCCAUCGUGUGGCAGCUGCUGUGCAACGCCCAGAACAUGCCCAUCAAGGACCAGUACUCGGAGCUGCUGAAGAUGACGUCGCCCUGCGAGAAGCUGAUCCGCCGGGACAUCGCCCGGACCUACCCCGAGCACGAGUUCUUCAGGGAGAAGGACAGCCUGGGCCAGGAGGUGCUCUUCAACGUCAUGAAGGCCUACUCGCUGGUGGACCGCGAGGUGGGCUACUGUCAGGGCAGCGCCUUCAUUGUGGGACUGCUGCUCAUGCAGAUGCCAGAAGAGGAGGCGUUCUGCGUCUUUGUUAAGCUGAUGCAGGACUACAGGCUAAGGGAGCUUUUCAAGCCUACCAUGGCCGAGCUGGGGCUCUGCAUGUAUCAGUUUGAAUCUAUGAUCCAGGAGCACCUCCCUGAGCUCCAUAUCCACUUCCAGGCCCAGAGUUUCCACACCUCCAUGUACGCGUCCUCCUGGUUCCUCACCAUCUUCCUCACCAACUUCCCACUGCCCGUCGCCACCAGGAUCUUCGACAUCUUCAUGUGCGAGGGUCUGGAGAUUGUGUUUCGUGUGGGAUUAGCUAUUCUCCAGAUGAACCAUGCAGAACUCAUACAGCUAGACAUGGAGGGAAUGCUCCAGCACUUUCAGAGGGUCAUACCUCACCAGCUGGACAGCGGCCCUGAUAAGGUCAUCCAGGCUGCCUACCAAGUCAAGUACAAUGCUAAGAAGAUGAAGAAGUUAGAGAAGGAGUACACUACCAUCAAAACUAAAGAAAUGGAAGAACAGGUUGAAAUAAAGAGACUGCGGACAGAGAACAGACUCCUGAAGCAGAGGAUUGACACUCUGGAGAAAGAAAGUGCUUCCUUGGCAGAUAGGUUGAUCCAGGGACAAGUGACUCGAGCGCAGGAGGCGGAGGAGAACUACCUGGUGAAGAGGGAGCUGUCCACUGUCAAGCAGCACACUGAGGAGCUCUCUGUUCAGCUGGAGCAGGCCUCCAAUGCCAUCCUGCACCUGCAGCAGACCCAGCAGCCCCGAGCGAAGGUGCACGCGCGCUACUCUGAGGACUCCGUCCUCCAGCUGGAGAGAGAGCUUGUCCAGGCCAGACUGAAGGAGGCCGAGUCCCAGUGUGCCCUCAAAGAGAUGCAGGACAAGAUCCUGGACAUGGAGAGGAGGAACACGUCCCUGCCGGACGACACCAACGUGGCGCGGCUGCAGGAGGAGCUGAUCGGGUCGAAGCUCCGGGAGGCGGAGGCCCUGACCGGCCUGAAGGAGCUCCGGCAGCAGGUCCGCGACCUGGAGGACCACUGGCAGCGCCACCUGGCCCGCACCACGGGCCGCUGGAAGGACGCGCCCCGGAAGAACGCGCUCAGCGAGCUCCAGGACGAGCUGAUGAGCGUGAGGCUGCGCGAGGCCGAGGCGCAGGCCGAGCUCCGGGAGACCCGGCAGAGGAUGAUGGAGCUGGAGACGCAGAGCCAAAUCCACAGCAACCAGCUACGGCGAGCGGAACAAGAGGGGCGGGCCUUACAGGACCGUGUUCAGACCCUGACCACCCAGAAUAAAGACCUCACUGGGCAGCUGCAGGAGAUCAAACGCAAGCAGGCAGAGAUCCAGUGCAAGAGUAAGGAGGAGGUGAUGGCGGUCCGACUGCGAGAGGCUGACAACAUCGCAGCCAUGGCGGAGCUGCAGCAACAUAUCUCUGAGCUUGAGAUCCAGAAGGAGGAGGGGAAGGUGCAAGGCCAGCUGAACCACACAGACUCCAGGCAGUACAUCCGAGACCUCAAAGACCAGAUCGCAGAGCUCAAACAUGAGGUCUGCUGUUUGAAAGCCCAGCGGAGCUCGUCCGGCCAGCCCUCCUAUGACGGCAUCCAUAUCGUCAACCACUACACGGGCGGCAGCGGCGUGGGCGAGCCCUACCACUCGUCGGACGAGGACAGCGCCAAGGGGGCCGUCCUGGCGGGCGGCGGGCUGGGGGGCAUUGGCCCCGGCCGCAUCCGACUCCACCCCAACCUGGACGACACGGACAGCGACGGCGAGGAUGACGGGGAGACCCUCCGCCUCUCACUGCCCUCCAGUGCCCCCCCCCACAAGUCCACCGCCGUCUGACCCCCUCUGAUUGGCUGCUUCCGACCCUGAGCCAGUGAUGGAAUGCGUUGACAUUUCGUGUUGUGCGACAGACACUCGUAGCGUUUGUUUUGUUUUUCUUUAACACCUGGCGGGGCGGCGGAGAUACAGCCAAUGGGAACCAUGUUUAGAUCAACUAACCGCCCUCUGCAGGGUCACAUGACCACUGCGGCUGGACCUAUCAGAGCUUGGGGAAGCAGCAAAGGACAAGCACUCUACCCACCCCCCCCCCCCCUGUGCCUUUGCAAUGCAAUCAUGAACACUUUAUGACACUUCACCAAAUGGGCUUUUAUUUUGAAAUGUUUUUUAAAAAACAAAGCAUUAAAUCAGCGCUGUUAAUUAGGUGUCACGUGCAGGUCUAGGCUUGGGGCCUUUGCUUAAAACCACAUGCUUUCCAUUACACUUGGGCCCAAUCCCAUUUCUACCCCUUACGCCUUCCCCUUACCCCUUCCCCUUACCCCUUCCCCUUACCCUUACCCCUUCAAAACAAGGGGGAGGGGGAAGGGGUAAGGGGUAGAAAUGGGAUUGGGCCUUGGUCUAGCAGGAGGUGAGGUCAAUCGCGUAAACUUGUAUAUCUCUGUAUAUAUGUAUAUUAUGUUUGUCUUUGUUUGUUUUGGUCUUCAUUCGAAACUUGAAAGUAUGUAUCUAACAUGUAGAAUGUGUUGACAGAUCAGAUGAAAGGGAAUUUGAACUCUAUAUAUUGCAAUCAUUCCCCCUACCUUUCCCACUUGAAUCCAGCCCUCUCUAAAGAUUAUUGGAGACCCAGUCAAUGGGGAGUGGAUUGAUUCGCCCAUCAUUAAAACAUGUCCCAGUUAUUUUGUUUGAGCAUGUUACUAAUUAAAAAUAAGUCCUACUGCAGUAAAAAAGAAAAGAAAAAAAAGAGGCUGGUUUUGAAGUACUGUUACUGUUAGAUUGAAAGAAUUAUGGAAACCAGUUCAGUUUGACAUGAAUGUCUGGCUAUUCAAGGGAAAGUUUAUACUGAAAGUGAAAAUCAUAACGUAUGAUGAUGACACGUAUUAUGAUACGAUCUAUGACUAUUCAAUUAAAUUGGAUAUUUUCUCAACUUUUUGACCGUUUUGUUUUGUGUGUGUUUAUCAAUGCCUAUCCACCCUAUAAACAUGAAGGUACGAAUUUAUACCAGUAAAGGCCAAGCCCCAUUUCAAAAGAGACCUAUUAUUUUGAUGGAAAGUUUAACUGAUCAAUGCCAAUGAUUUCCCUAUGUUGGGGUUUGUUAAGGAGGCAUUUGUUGAAUUGUGCGCAAACAUUAACACUAAACCAGACCGCACACUCUGCAAGGUGAGAUUGUUGUGUGCGAUGAAUUUUUAAUAAAAUGUUUGAUAAAG